CGCCCCCAGCCCGCAGCCCGCAGCCCGCAGCCCGCAGCCCCGCGGCCCGGCCGCGCCCAGCCCCGCGAACACAGCUCCAGGAGGCGGCCGAGCGAGGCCACAAAGACCCCGGCGGCGACUCUCCGCGGACCGGUGCCACCUGCAGUCCAUCAUGUCCUUCGGCAGAGACAUGGAGCUGGAGCACUUUGACGAGCGCGACAAGGCGCAGAGAUACAGCAGGGGGUCGCGGGUGAACGGCCUGCCCAGCCCCACGCACAGCGCCCACUGCAGCUUCUACCGCACGCGCACACUGCAGACGCUCAGCUCGGAGAAGAAGGCCAAGAAGGUCCGCUUCUAUCGGAACGGAGAUCGAUAUUUCAAAGGGAUUGUGUAUGCCAUCUCCCCUGACCGCUUCCGAUCUUUUGAGGCUCUGCUGGCUGAUUUGACCCGAACUCUGUCGGAUAAUGUGAAUUUGCCCCAGGGAGUGCGAACAAUCUACACGAUUGAUGGGCUUAAGAAGAUUUCCAGCUUGGAUCAACUGGUGGAAGGUGAGAGCUAUGUGUGUGGCUCAAUCGAGCCCUUCAAGAAACUGGAGUACACCAAGAACGUAAAUCCCAACUGGUCAGUGAAUGUCAAGACCACCUCGGCUUCCCGGGCUGUGUCUUCCCUGGCCACUGCCAAAGGGAGCACUUCCGAGAUGCGGGAGAAUAAGGAUUUCAUUCGGCCUAAGCUGGUCACCAUCAUCAGAAGUGGAGUGAAGCCACGGAAAGCUGUCAGGAUUCUGCUGAACAAGAAAACGGCUCAUUCCUUUGAGCAGGUCCUCACUGAUAUAACUGAUGCCAUCAAGCUGGACUCCGGCGUGGUGAAACGCCUGUACACUUUAGAUGGGAAACAGGUGAUGUGCCUUCAGGACUUUUUUGGUGACGAUGACAUUUUUAUUGCAUGUGGACCGGAGAAGUUCCGUUACCAGGAUGAUUUCUUGCUAGAUGAAAGUGAAUGUCGCGUGGUGAAGUCCACUUCUUACACCAAAAUAGCUUCAUCAUCCCGCAGGAGCACCACCAAGAGCCCAGGACCUUCCCGGCGCAGCAAAUCCCCGGCCUCCACCAGCUCAGUUAAUGGAACCCCUGGUAGCCAGCUCUCCACUCCUCGCUCGGGCAAGUCGCCAAGCCCUUCACCCACCAGCCCAGGAAGCCUGCGGAAGCAGAGGAGCUCUCAGCAUGGUGGCUCUUCUACUUCACUGGCAUCCACCAAAGUCUGCAGCUCGAUGGAUGAGAAUGAUGGACCCGGGGAAGGUGAUGAGCUGGGACUUGAAGUGUCAGAGGAAGGCUUCCAGAUUCCAGCCACGAUAACAGAACGUUACAAAGUCGGAAGGACAAUAGGGGACGGAAACUUUGCUGUUGUCAAGGAAUGUGUGGAAAGGUCAACUGCUAGGGAGUAUGCUCUGAAAAUCAUCAAGAAAAGCAAAUGUCGAGGCAAAGAGCACAUGAUCCAGAACGAAGUGUCUAUUUUAAGAAGAGUGAAGCAUCCCAACAUAGUUCUUCUGAUUGAGGAGAUGGAUGUGCCAACUGAGCUGUAUCUUGUCAUGGAAUUAGUAAAGGGCGGAGACCUUUUUGAUGCCAUUACUUCCACUAACAAAUACACCGAACGGGAUGCCAGUGGGAUGCUGUACAACCUGGCUAGUGCCAUCAAGUACCUGCACAGCCUCAACAUCGUCCACCGGGACAUCAAGCCCGAGAACCUGCUGGUAUAUGAGCACCAAGAUGGUAGCAAAUCCCUGAAGCUGGGCGACUUUGGACUGGCCACCAUUGUGGAUGGGCCACUGUACACAGUCUGUGGCACCCCAACAUAUGUGGCUCCAGAGAUCAUUGCAGAGACUGGAUACGGCCUCAAGGUGGACAUCUGGGCUGCUGGUGUAAUCACUUACAUCCUGCUGUGUGGUUUCCCUCCGUUUCGUGGAAGUGGUGAUGACCAGGAGGUGCUCUUUGAUCAGAUCUUGAUGGGGCAAGUGGACUUUCCCUCUCCAUACUGGGACAAUGUUUCUGAUUCUGCAAAGGAGCUCAUUACCAUGAUGCUGUUGGUCAAUGUGGAUCAGCGAUUUUCAGCUGUGCAGGUGCUUGAGCAUCCCUGGGUUAAUGAUGAUGGCCUCCCAGAAAAUGAACAUCAGCUGUCAGUAGCUGGAAAGAUAAAGAAGCAUUUCAACACCGGCCCCAAGCCGAACAGCACCGCUGCAGGAGUCUCUGUCAUAGCACUGGACCACGGGUUUACCAUCAAGAGAUCAGGGUCUUUGGACUACUACCAACAACCAGGAAUGUAUUGGAUAAGACCACCGCUCUUGAUAAGGAGAGGCAGGUUUUCCGACGAAGAUGCAACCAGGAUGUGAGGAGCCGGUACAAGGCACAGCCAGCUCCACCAGAACUCAACUCGGAAUCCGAAGACUACUCCCCAAGCUCCUCCGAGACUGUUCGCUCCCCCAACUCACCCUUUUAAUGAGACCCUUUUACUCAAAGUCCUAGCUUAACCCUUUGAGACACUAGAUUUUUUUCCCCAAAUUUCUGUAAAACAGUUUCAUCUGAUCUAUCUAGCAUUUGAUGCUCUUGAAUGGCGGAACAUAGAGCGUGUUUGGGGGUACUUUUGUAGCAAUUUCCUUUUAUUGAGUGAGACGGCACAUGGGGGUUGUGAAGGCGGUAAUUUGCCACUAGUAAGGUCCUCAAAGGGUUAAGACUAAUUUCCAAUUUUUUUAAAACAUAGAAGCAAUGAAUGUUUUCAUCAGUCAAGCUAGGAUCUGCAGUAUGUAAUAUAGCACAUGUUAACCCUCUGAGUGCAGAGAAUUUAAUUGGGAAUCUUUGCUGAGAAUUUUUCAGGUCUUUGGGUGUAAACGCACAUGUUUUGUGAUUUUGCUGCAUAAAGGAGUGCUAUUAAGAUGCUGAAAUGUCCAGACAAGAAAGGCAUCUAGAAUGGUAACCUGAUUGUUCUUUUCUGUGGGGUUAGAACAUGGCAGGUUUAUAACUUUAGCACACGCACCCCUCUCUCCUUCGCAAUCCUAUUUAAAAGGGAAUCUUUUUUCUUUAGCAUAAUCAUCUGCUGCAGUGAGUUGUGCAUCCAGAAUGGGCUGUGACAAACAGCCUGACCCAGAGAACUGACAACAUGCCCUCCCCCGAAAUUGUCUCCCCAGGAUGAUGUCCUGAUGUUGCCCCAGAAAUGCUGCGUUCACAUCAGCUGCUGUUAGUGCCGAUGCAGACCCUCAGGGAAUCACCAAAGCUUAUCUUGUGCUUGGUGAGUGAAGGUCUGUGUGCUCAAUAUGAGACCUCUACAGGAAAGAUUCAACCAGUGGAAAAGAGCAAUAAAUUGCCAGGUGCUCUAUGGGGCUGGAAUUUCAAAAGAAAGAGGAGAUAAGAUCCUCUGCUUUUUUUUUCUUACCUGCUUUUUCAUGAUACUGUGGUCAUCAUAUGUUGUGAAAUCUGUAUUUUAAAGAGCUGGGAGGGAAGUGAGUAUUUUGCAAAGUGGCUGAAGAGAAUGUACAGUGGAACACUGUGUUUCAGAAUGGUUGUAAAGGAAAUAAAAUAAAUUACUUUUUUUUAGUGGAAUUGGGAAUUGAACACAAUACCUUUGGAGUGAGGUGCAUUCUAAGUCCUUUUCUACUUUAAUUAUUUUAUUUUGAGACAGGGUCUGGCUAAGUCACUAAAUUGCCUGGACUGGCCACAAGAUUUUGAGAUCCUUCUGCCUCAGUCUUCUAGAGUGCUGGGGUUAUAAGCCUGCACCACUGCACUCGGCUACGUGUGUAUCUUUAGUUAACCUAUUUAGUCUCCCAGGAAAAGUGUGCUGUAACAUCCAGAAGAGCUCUUGAGGGUAAACUUCCAUCCCUGAGAUGAUUUUUUUAUGUCAUUCUGUAGCUGUCCCGGGAGACUGUGUUUUGUCUUUUGACCCAGUUCUUUAUAUUCCCUUCCACUAACGAUCUCUCUCCAGCGAGGGUCUCCAGGCAUGAGUGAGUUCUGAAACACAGGCUGCUUCCGUGCUGCGUCCUGUUCACUAUGGCAACACUCAGAGGGAAGAGUAGAGAGGCAUCAAGGCAGGACCCAGCUAACGUGCCCCCUAAAGUUUGCUCAGCUUUGUGACCCAGAAGACAACAGUCAGUAUUACCUCAAAAAUUUUUACCUGAAUCAUUAAUGAGACUUAAAGCCUCAGUUUUGAAUAUACUUUAAUAUCUGAGAGUCUUGAAAUUUUUGACUGACUUUUCUAUAGAUUCUGAAUUUUCAAACACUGAUUGUAAAAACCGCUGUUUUUCACUUUCAGCCCUUAAGCUACAUUCAUAGAGAUUUUAAAAUCACAACGUCAUCACCUGUGCAUCACGGACUCCCAGAUAUUCUUCUCUUCCACUUUAAAUUCAGAAACGAAAACAUAUGAAAUCACAAAGCAGCACAAAUCAGUAAAUCAGUUGAAAUUGGUUUGGGGGGAAACAGGGAAUGGGACACAAAACAACAGAAAUGGUGUUAGUGUGCAGAUAGAUUGCAUAUCAGUAAAGGGCACUGACCUGGUCAGAAAUCACUGCUUUCUCUGGAACUAUAAGCAAUUCACUGUCCUACAGUUAAAGAGUAGCUGUAUACUUGAAGUGUGUGAAUGUACAGAAUCCUAUGGUAGAAACCUACUUGAAGUAGAUUGUCAUUUUCCCCUUUUACUCUGGGUGACCGCCUUUCCUGUGGACAUUAUAUGUGUUGCUACAGCGUCCAGUGUCCAGGACUACGUGCAUGGCCUAGACCUUUUCCCACUGAAACCUGGGGCAGUGCGCGAGGGUUUUUCAGUACACAUAGAGAGCAGCUCGUAGGAACGCAGGGCCCUGUCAGCAUGAGAAUCUCGGUGCACUCCUGUACAAUCUGAGGGAUCUAUGCUGAAUAAACAGUGGAAUGUGACCUGUCAAGUAGAAAUAUUGAGUAAUCAGAUGGAAUGCAAUCUCUCUAGCACUAAGCUACCGUGAUCUCGAAUGUCAGAGGUGUACUCAGAGGGUUAACAGACAAGCACAAGGCAUGCUGAUGUUGGUGUAUCCAGAUUGCUUUGCUCUUAGCCAGUGCUUUCUAAUUGUCUUCUCAACAUUCUUGGGAUAGUUCAAGUUAUAAAUAAGUGGUGGUGUUCUUUAAGGAAUUUCUAAAACCAAAUUGAUCUUAUUUUUUAUUUUAUUUAUCAUAGAACAAAUAUGUACAAUUAUGGCAGUGUAUCUCUGUAAUUAUCAAUUAAAUCAUCACCACAAGCAUUUCCUUAUUUUUUCCACGUAUUUAAUAUAGCUCUAAUGGUGGUGGGCUGGUAAUGAGGACUGUCUUUCUUUUACUGACACAUGGCCAGCCAUAUGGUACUUUCAAGGGGAUUUUAGGAAUCGUUUUUAAGUUUGAUAAUAGGCUAGUUAAGGAAGAACUCCUUCAUUACUUGCAUCGUGUAAAUCAUCUCUGUAGAUGAGAACCGUUCAUAUUAAUGAACACGUUGUUUUCCUCAACAUUGUAGCAGAAAUCAUUUGAUUUGCCAUGAUCAAUGAAUAUGGGAUUUGCUCCAGAUCAUUAGAAGGAGAAAUAAGAUUUCAGUCACGGAGAAUGUUUUUACUGUAGCCCUCAUCUAACUCACACGUGGUGCAUAUUAAAAGAAGCAGAGAAAAAGAAAUGUGAAAUAAACUACUGAAAACACGUUGCGUUUUGUAUUCAAUGAGACCUUCCUGAAGCUACUCAAUACCCCAAGGAGGGGGCAGUUAACAGGCCCGUGAGAUAUUGUUGAAAGAAAGCAAUAUAUCCAUGAAUGAAAACUAAAAUCGCAAUCCUUUACCCUUUGAGGUAUAUUUCAGUUAGAAAAGAAAAAAAGAAAAAUUGACUUAGAGGGUCGCAGAGCUACCGUCUGACCAGGGCUCAAGCACAUUAAAUCACGGUUGUUUGCUGGCCGGCGGCAUCCAUUAGACAACUCUAUCCCCUGUGCUGAAGCCUGGCGGAGCUGAGGGAGAGCUUUCUUAAUAUUAUUGUGCUGCCCCCAGCCCUUCUCUGGGUAAGGAUCUGUCAGCAUUUCCAUGAUAAACUCCUGUUCUCAAAGGUUUUCAUUUAACCAUAAAAACCUGCCCCAGGCUGUGAAGUUUGCUAUCCAGGACCUGUACCAGGGUGAAGGUUCACUUCCCUCUCUUCUCAGGUUCUUCCCAAUUUUCCUAAGAAAAAGAACAAUAACAACGACAACAGAGAUCUAGCAUAUUUCCUUAAUUAUGAUUUCAUAAUUUUAGAAAGUAUAAAGAUCCAAGAAAUUAGUUUAAAUGUAGUUAUUCAUUUGGACGUGUCUCUUCUUCUUCUUCUUCUUCUUCUUCUUCUUCUUCUUCUUCUUCUUCUUCUUCUUCUUCUUCUUCUUUCUUCUUCUUCUUCCUUCUUCCUCCUCCUCCUCCUCCUCCUCCUCCCCCUCCCCCUCCUCCUCCUCCUCUUCUUCUUCUUCAAGGAAUCACCUGACAUAUACUUAGAUAACAUCUUUUUUUAUAAUUUGUGAGUCAUUCAAGUUAUAUUGUUACAUUGUUUUUUGUUCAGAAAUUUUUUUUAAAAAACUCAAAGUUGACAGUUCAAAGGUCAGUCUUUUCCAUGUAUCUUUCCAUUAGGAUUUUAACAAAAUAUUCUCAAAUGAACCCUUCCUUUACAUGCAGUGCAGAGGGUCAGAUAUGUGCUUCUUUGGAAAUAGGAUUUCCUUAUUUAAUCAUCAAAUUUCAUGAAGCCAUUCUAGACUGUGGGGGAAAAUAAUGAUUAAAAGCAUUUCCAAAAUUAACAUUUUUCUUAAUUCAUAUCCCAAAAUAGCGUAGAACAGCUCCCACACUUUUUUAUUUAAAGGCAAAUAAAUCAGUGGAACUUAAGGACAUGCUAAACAUUUGAUUGUUGAAAAGUGCUUUAAAAAUUGGCUCAAUGGUGCUUAUAUAUGGAACAGUUACAAAUGGGCUUCCUGAGACUGUCAGAAGGAAUCUUCAGUUUGUAUGUAAUUACAUUCUAAAGAAGGAGGACCUUUCAGGCUAGUCUUUUAUUUUUAAUCAUCUCAGAUAUGCAAGCAUCCAUCCAGUAACAUUAAGGGUCAUAACCUGGUGGGAAACAAGAUUCAUCGUAGAGGUUUUGAGUGCCUCUGGUUGGGGCGUUUUUGUUUAUUUGUUGUCAUUUUUGGCUUAACACUGGGGCUGCACUGAUAAUUUUCCAGUGAAUGAGCAUUUAGCUGGCAAGCGUUCUGAUCAUGAGAUUUGCAAUAUCUUGCCAUGGAGACAAAUGAAGGAUCUAAUUUCAUUUUUUUCCCUAAAGGAAAAGUAAUCUCUGAAAUUAAACCAUACCUGUAAAUUUCUUCAAUUUUCUUUUUUGAUAACUAAGCUGAGACCCUUAAUGUUGCUUUAAUGUAAAAGUGUAUAUUUUUGUCUGUGAUAUACUUUAUUAAUUUAAAGUAAUAGUUUUAAAACUGUCACUGUUGAUAUUAAAAGAAAGUAGCAUUAAUUUUAAAGCGAUGUUAAAGAUUCUAAUGAUAUCAAUUCAUUCCAGUUCAGUCAAAUGUGGUAAGAAAUAUAGCUUGAACAGUACCCUAGGGACAAUUCAAUUUCUCACUUACCAUUGACAUUAAUCUUUAGUGUAUUCUCAGAACAAAUAAAAAGAAAUUGAAACUGGUCCAAGGUUAAAGUCAUAUCCCAAUAACUUUUUUAAAAAAUUUAUUAGGAAAUUAGUAAUAGCCUUUUUUCAUUCUGGUUGAAAGAAAAUUAUUAAAGGAUUAGUUGAGUGUGAAAUUAAAUAGUAUUUUGGUCAUGCAUACUAAAAAGGUGGGCUGGGAACUUGAUGCAUUUAAACAAGUUUCCAAGAGGUUUCGAUUUAGUAGGAGAAAAACUCAAUGUUUCCUUUGAAAUUGCUGAAUUUAUUACUUGCUGCAUGGGUCAGAUGGCGUAGGUUAAUCUUUGAUUUUUGGAAUCCUAAUUAAAUAACUUUCAAACAAUUUGUAUCCAUGAUUAAAGGUGGAAUGAGAUUCAAUUUUUUUCUGAAUCCUUCAGUUUAAGCUAAUAAAUGUAGGUUACUGUGGAAUGAAAUCAUCUGUGAUAUAUUAUGUUCAUUUAUCAACCAAGCUUUUCUGAUGUUGCCUGUUUUUAUGUAAAACAUGUUCUUAAACUUAAUAAAAUAAUAGUUCUUGGUGUAUGAACUACUACGUAA
Cavia porcellus (domestic guinea pig) is the source of this 8141-nucleotide messenger RNA. RefSeq names its product doublecortin like kinase 1 (gene Dclk1). NCBI's taxonomy places the organism in Eukaryota, Metazoa, Chordata, Mammalia, Rodentia, Caviidae. The transcript is spliced from 18 exons. Bases 152 to 2359 code for a protein of 735 amino acids. Gene Ontology annotation, cellular component: neuron projection; microtubule organizing center; microtubule. Gene Ontology annotation, biological process: axoneme assembly; retina development in camera-type eye; protein phosphorylation. The record is from RefSeq and is a predicted model, not a curated record. Gene Ontology annotation, molecular function: protein kinase activity; microtubule binding; ATP binding.